AUGAGACGCGACAACAGAAAGAAGAAGGCCAAGGUCUCUGUCGCCCUUCCAUAUGAUCCUGGAUGUCUCAGGUCACAGACCACGCUCGGCCUCCGGGCCAGGUACAAGAAAAGAGAAGAAGACAUCUUCAAACUCAUCGUCGCUCUCCAUUUGGAUGACCGCAGAGAUGGUAUCAUUACACUCGUCGUCAACUCGCUAUCUGAUGCACAGCAGAUCAGGGAUCAUUCUGAAUUGAUCCACGAUGCUUAUCGGUUUAAUCACCUUCUUUGA
Fusarium odoratissimum NRRL 54006 is the source of this 270-nucleotide messenger RNA. RefSeq lists its product as uncharacterized. The transcript has a single exon. Lineage: Eukaryota; Fungi; Ascomycota; Sordariomycetes; Hypocreales; Nectriaceae. The record is from RefSeq and is a predicted model, not a curated record. Bases 1 to 270 code for a protein of 89 amino acids.